AUGGGGGUGCAGCAAUCCAAGGAGGAGCUGCUGUACCAGCAGGUGAACUACGGCAACAUCGAGGGGAUUCGGAACCUCCGGGCGCAGGGCGCGGGCGUUGAGUGGAUUGACAAGGAAGGGAAGACGCCCCUGAUGGUCGCCAGCAUGCGCCCUGAUCUGCUGAAUGUGGCUAAAGCUUUGAUUGAAUUGGGUGCAAAUGUGAAUGCGUAUCGGCCUGGAUCACACGCUGGGACUGCAUUGCACCAUGCUGCCAAAAAAGGACUUGAUCCGACUGUCCAUUUACUUCUCUCACAUGGAGCUAACCCAUUCAUAACAAAUGAUGACUGCAAUACCGCACUUGACCUGGCUAGAGAAAAGGGUCAUGUGAACGUUGUAAGGGCCAUAGAGGGACGGAUUUCUCUUUUUUCUGGAUGGAUGAGGGAGAAUUAUGGUCCUGGUUUCUUGGAAGCGUUUGCUCCUCAGUUCAUGACUAGGAAGAUUUGGGCAGUGAUUUUACCGCGUGAAGCACGGAACCCGACAAGACCUGUCAAGCUUGAGUUAGCUAUAUAUCCUGAAUUGCAGGCUGCUAAACCUCGUGUUGUUGUCAAACUUUGGAAAUCUCAACUUGAGGAACCAAAGUAUAAUCUGGCUGAUCCUUCCAUGACAAUUUUUGACAAAGUUACAAAAUCUAGAUACAAGCUUUUACCGGCUUAUGAAGGUGACAAGCAGCAGCUUCGAUCAUUUUAUAGUGCAUGUUGUGGCAUGGCACAGGUUGCCAGCAUGGUUCCUGCACGACCAGUGAAUGCCCCCAGUCCAAAUCCAAUUCCAAAUCCGUCUUUGGCACCUUCAGCGGAGUCGACUCCCAGUAAGGAGGAUCUUGAGUUAGCGAUGGCUAUCAAUGCCUCCAUCCAAUCAGCUAUAGCAGAGGGGGUGCCCAAUGUGCAGCCAAUGACAUCAACGAACAGCUCUCUCAACGGAUGGGGCUCACCAGAUUCUCCAGCGCCUUCAAAAACGAGUGGCCAAGCACAGGUUGAUGCUCCAAGCAGCAGCAAAUACAACGGAUGGGAUGUACCUGGAACAAGCUCUAACCAAAGUUCAUCGAAACCUAACAAAAGUCAAAACAACAACCCUUCGAUUGUGAUUACACCUGAGGCACUUCCGGUUCCAACACCAACUGCACUUCCGGUUCCAACACCAACUGUACUUCCAACUCUUCCAACACCAACUGCGCCACCACUUGCUGAAGGAACCUUCUACGAUGGCCCUAUUGAGUAUCCGUCCAUAGAUUUCACACCAGUUGAUGUAACCAUGCCACCCACGGAAGGUGGUGGUACGGCGCUAAACUCUGCAAAACCUGUAGAAAAUGGAGCCGAUGCAAGCAGCAGUGGUAACACCCCCUCUGGUACUUGUGUGAUUUGCUUGGAUGCUCCUGUGGAAGGAGCCUGCAUUCCAUGUGGUCACAUGGCUGGUUGCAUGUCCUGCUUGAAGGAUAUCGAGUCGAAGAAAUGGGGGUGCCCCAUUUGUCGUGCCAAGAUCAACCAGAUUAUCCGCCUGUAUGCGGUUUGA
Triticum turgidum subsp. durum (durum wheat) is the source of this 1545-nucleotide messenger RNA. NCBI's taxonomy places the organism in Eukaryota, Viridiplantae, Streptophyta, Magnoliopsida, Poales, Poaceae. The record is from the annotation of a GenBank genome assembly.